AACUGGCUUUGGGACGGUGAGCGAUUCAAAUAAAGGGCCAAGCGAACCGACCCGGAAGGAUCUUGACUCUUCUCCAUCGCCCCCAACCCACCAGCCUCCGUCCCCGUCGAUCCCUCGAGGGAGUUGAUCGCCGACACCUCCGGACAUGCCUGCGGUGUUGGUCGAUGUCCGGUCUCCUGCCGCUUCUUCCUCCCCUUUUGAUCGCGUGCGUCCCCUUUCGACAAACCCUACUCCAGGCGAGUUCCCUACUUCCUUCGCUAGCCGCAUCACUCCCUAUCCGGGCCCGUCUGGCGUCUCGGAUCGGAGUGACAUAGGGCAAAAUUUUGAUUUAGGCGGAAGGUUUACUUCCCCAACACCUCCUGUUUCUUCUAUCCCAUCCCAGCUGGCUACGUCUUCCAGUGAGCCGUCGCAGGCUGCUGGGCUUUCCAAACCUAGGCUCGCGAAGUUGAAGAAGCAUGCUGGUGCAAACAGGGCGAGGGCACGUGUGACAGUGAAUCCUGAUUGUCGUUCGGGGUGCAACUCAUUCCACUCUCGGCCAGUGAGCGCGGAGUUGGAUACAUCGAAGGGGAAUCAGGUCGGUGAAGCUCAUGGGCUUCAAGAGAAGCUUGAUGGAUGGAAUCCAUUCAAGUCCGACACAGGGUUAACGACUUCGGAGGGUUCCGUUUCAGAUGAUCCUCAGUCGGCAAAGGUUGAGAGUGCUGGUUUUGUAAUGAACGAUGUGGGUGCUUUUGUAUUUGGAGGCAUUGCAAAAAAAGACCCUAGUUUUGGACGGAGCACUGGGAAAAAAUUCCCCAAGUCCGACAAAAAAAGAUAUCCCUCUCAUAAGAGUGUGAAACAUGUAAGGCCUGCCAAUGCGUUGGUUGGAGGUCAAAAUAUUGUUUCAGAACUUACCUCUUCAAAGAAUCUGAAUGGGCAGACUGAGGUGAAUACAGAGCUAGACGAUGAGAGAGCUAAGUUUAACGUGGAAAAUACUUACGGCCAUAAUCAUGAUAGCGCUCAAAGUUACUUCACUUGUACUUCUGUGGAUACACUGCCGCAGGUGGCAAAUUAUUCAACUGUAAAAGAUGAGUUGGGAAGCAGAAAUGAAGAGCCGGGCAAUCCAGCAAUUGCAUUUGUGUUUGGUGACAGAAGUAAGAAAACUGCAUCAGUUGAGAUGUUAGCAUCAGACGUUCACUCUCCAAAUACUCAUUCUAAGUUCACAUUUCGAGCAUGCAAGCAGGAUAAUAGUUUGCACAAGGAUGAUAUUCAUUCAUCUGAAACAGAUAACUGCUGUAGGCUCAAGGAAACAGCUAAACCUUUUGAUCUGUCAUCAUCAGCCCAGAUACAUUCUCCUGCAACCGGAUUUAGUUUUACUGGUGGAUAUGAAGAGCUAAAAUCAUCACAGACGAAAUUUAAGGGUCCUGUACAAGUUAAUUUUGGGUUGUCAAAGGAGAGUCUGUUUACUAGACCCUCAGAACAUAGGGCAUUCAAUGUGAAGAAAGGAAGAGCUAAAACUGGAAGAAAUACACGGAGAGACAAAUUUAAACAAUCCCUUCUACUUCACAAAAACUUUUCUCAGGCAUCUGCUCCUGCAGAAAAACUUUCUGAAACUAUCGAACAAUUAUCUCCUGCUGGUUGGUCACCAAUGGACUAUUCUCCUUACCAUGAGGGUUUGGUGGUUGAUCAAGAUUUUAGGGAAAUUUCUGUGACAUCUAAUGAUGAGUCACAUCAUAUUAUUUCAAAUUGUGAAACUAUUUUUGAAGAAGAAGAAUGUAUUCCUGUAGAGCCUGUAGAGCGAACAAGAGAAGAAUCAAUUCCUGCACCACUUCAUUUGGAUGCAAUUGAUGAUAGUGUAACACUUGGGAAAGUAGAAAAUAAUGGCUCUAGGCAUGAUCCUCUGAGGAAUCUUGUUGCUGGAUCUUCCGUCAGAUGCAAGCAAAGUAAAGGACUUAAUAGAGAAACUUAUGUCUUUGCAUCUAAAGAUGCAAAAGCAGAAGCAGACACAAAUCCAUGUAGUCCAGACAGCGAGCCACAAGAUACUGUGAGCGAAAAGUUAUCUACACUUAGCUCCAGCUUAAAGGGUUCCACUUGCUCUGAUUUUACUUUUGUCUCUUUACCUUUUGACCAAGGGUCAUUACCAGUGUCAAAACAUGUACAUAGAAUGAAAAGUAGGAAGAAAGGUUCAAAGACUCUAAACAAUUCAACCAGAAAUCACAAUGUUUCAGCUCCCUUUUUAGAGAAUGCACUUCCUGUUCAUGCUGCCAGUUCUGGUCAGCCGCUUGCUGGACAAGAUCAAAGAGACAUUCCCUCUGUAACCCUAGGCGGAGAUGAUGUCAGACAAGUGACAGAGAGAAAUUUGGAAGAGGGAAACAAUCUGAAGCCCAAAGUUGCUGCUAGUGUUGAAGAGCAGGAAGCUUGUGACCUGUGGCGUCAGAGGGGCAAUCGAGCCUAUUCAAACGGGGAUAUGUCAAAAGCUGAGGAGUUUUAUACUCGAGGGUUGAAUUCCAUCCAUACCAACAAAGUUCGCAGGAGUGGAAACAGGGCUUUGAUGCUUUGCUACAGCAAUCGUGCAGCUGCACGAAUGUCUCUUGGAAGAAUGAAAGCCGCACUUUCUGACUGCAUGAUGGCGGUUGCAAUUGAUUCUAGCUUUAUCAAGGCCCAACUUAGGGCUGCAAAUUGUCUUCUUUCAUUGGGAGAAGUUGAAGAUGCUGCUAAAUUAUUCAAGAGGUGCUUGGAACAAGAAGAUAAUAAUAUAUUAGAUCAGAAAAUCUUGAAUGAAGCUUCUGAUGGUUUACGGAAGACUCAGAAGGUUGCUGGUUAUAUAAUUCAAUCAGAUGGACAUAUAUUGAAAAGAUCAUCUGUGGAAGCAUCAAGGGCAUUGCAAUUGAUAUGCGAGGCCCUACUGAUAUGCCCGUAUUGUGACAGACUGAUGGCAAGAAAAGCAGAAGCUCUUCUAAUGCUGCGGAAUUAUGAAGAAUUAAUCCAAUUCUGUGAACAGACAAUUGACAUGGCUGAAAACAUUCAAAAUAAUGCUGUGAAGCUCUGGCGCUGGCGUCUUAUGUCCAAGUCUUAUUUCUAUUUAGGGAAGCUUGAAGAGGCAUUUGUGUUUCUAAAGAAGCAUGCAGAUGCAAUAUCUAUAUUGGACAAGAAUGAUAAUGACUCUACUGAGUCUUUGGCCUCAUUAUUUGAUGCCAUAAGUGAGCUCUUACGUCUUAAGGCUGCUGGCAACGAAGCUUUUCAAGCAGGAAAACAUCAGGAGGCAGUAGAACAUUAUUCUUCUGCUUUAGCAUGCAAUAGUGAAUCACAUCCUUUUACAGCAAUUUGCUUCUCUAAUCGUGCUGCAGCCUAUCAAGCACUAGGCCAAAUAACAGAUGCCAUUGCAGAUUGUAGUAUAGCAAUAGCACUUGAUCCUAGUUAUCCAAAGGCAAUAUCUCGGAGAGCUACCUUGCACGAGAUGAUUAGAGAUUAUGCUCAAGCAGCUAAUGAUCUCAGAAGGCUUGUCUCUCUUUUGGAAAAGCAAGUUAAGGAUAACAAUAAUCGAGAUGAAGUCUCAAGAAGAAUUAGUUGCUAUGCUGAUGUAAAUGGUGCCCGUUUGCGGCUUCGCAGUGUGGAAGAGGAGGCCAAAAAGGAGACAACUCUCAAUUUGUACAUGAUAUUGGGGCUCGAACUAUCUAGCUCUUCGGCUGACAUAAAGAAAUCUUAUCGAAAAGCUGCUCUGAGGCACCACCCAGACAAGGCCGGGCAGUUUAUAACAAGGACUGAGAAUUUUGAUGAUGAUUCAUGGAAACAGAUGGCUAUUGAAGUACAAAAGGAUGCUGACAGGUUGUUCAAGAUGAUAGGAGAGGCGUACUCUGUUCUUUCAGACCCCGCCAAGCGUUUAAUUUAUGAUGAUGAAGAGGCAACAAGGAGCAUGGUGAGAAAAGGCUGCAGUGCGAGACAAACAAGUAAACCUCACGAGAGUUACAACAAUCCUUAUGAUACGAAAAGCAGUCCGUAUGAGCGGAGAGAAUAUGGCCGUACACGUCACAGGUGGACAGACUCACCUCACUACUACAAGUAAAUUCAUUCAUCGAAUGUUUCCUACACCCAAAUACAUGGAAUCCAGUCAAGAAUCCAUCAAGCAGUGCAGCAGAUAUGCCCUUGGCUGGGCGUCCGAAGCUGUAUCCAACGGACAUUCCAUUGACAUGGAAAAGAAUUUCCACCUUGUGCUGCCAUAGUCAGCACUUUUCAUUCCCAGCUUCAGCCUAUUUUUGCCAAUUUCAUUUGGUGGCUCUGUGAUAGUUAGAGUGCUACAAGAAGAUGACUAGACAGUAUUUUUAUCAAUCAUAACAUUGUAUUUUUUUUUUAAAGUACAUUCCCAAAAUGUGGGAAACUUUUUUAAGAGAUUUAUUUAUUCUCUAGAUCUCAUGAAUCUUCAUUAAAUGUUUUCCAAGUCCAUCUUCAAAGAAUAAAAUGGCAGUCGUUGGUGGAUUAUGUAUGUUAAGCUCCCGUAGCACACUUGAUUGUAAGAUUGAAUUGGUUA
This is a messenger RNA of Zingiber officinale, 4501 nucleotides long. RefSeq lists its product as uncharacterized. The record is from RefSeq and is a predicted model, not a curated record. The coding region runs from base 146 to 4039 and encodes 1297 amino acids. Gene Ontology annotation, molecular function: protein binding. NCBI's taxonomy places the organism in Eukaryota, Viridiplantae, Streptophyta, Magnoliopsida, Zingiberales, Zingiberaceae. The transcript is spliced from 10 exons.